CUGCUUCUGUCACCUCCUCUUCACCGUCUCCGUCACCUCCGCCUGCUGACUUGGUGAUUUCCCCAAAUGUCGCGUACAUGGCUGCUGAGCUCGUCAUCGCCUUUCUCUCCACAGUCGGUAAUUUACUGGUCUGUGUUGCCGUGGGCAUCAACCGCAAGCUACGCACUGUCACUAACUACUUCUUGGUUUCACUUGCGGUCGCUGACAUCUGUGUGGGCGCCAUUGCCAUUCCCUGUGCCAUCCUGACUGAUAUUGGUUUACCGCGUCACAGCCUCUACCUGUGUCUUCUCAUGCUGAGUGUUUUGAUAAUGUUCACCCAGAGCUCCAUCUUCUGCCUUCUGGCAGUGGCUGUGGAGCGCUACGUGGCCAUCUUCAUGCCCUUCCGCUACCAGGUCCUGAUGACGUCUCGCAACGCCGUGCUGGUCAUUCUCGCCACAUGGCUCCUGGCCUUUCUCAUCGGACUCGUGCCGCUCAUGGGGUGGCACAAGGCACCACCUGAUUCAGGCUACUGUUUCUUUGUCUUGGUGGUGGACAUGACCUACAUGGUCUAUUUCAACUUCUUUGCUUGUGUGUUGACACCCCUCGUGAUCAUGUUUCUCAUCUAUGCUCAAAUCUUUGUCAUGGUCAAGCAGCAGGUGAGACGCAUCGCAUCUGAGCAAAGCGGCAGAGGGGAGAGGCAAGCGAGGGCUGCGGCGAGCAUGCGGCGCGAGGUGAAGACGGCUACUACGCUUUUUCUGGUUCUUUUCCUCUUCACAAUCUGCUGGAUCCCGCUUCACAUCAUCAACUGCUUCCUGUUGCUCUGCCCACACUGUCCUGUACCACUCAAGCUGCUGCUCACUGCCAUCAUCCUGUCACAUGCGAACUCUGCUGUUAACCCUUUCCUGUAUGCGUACACAAUGACGGCUUUCAGGGACACAUUUAAAGCCAUUUUCUUGUGCUGCAGAAUAGUGGGGGACAGAGAGGCUUCAAACAGGGCUGGUGAUGAUGAUAGAGAGGGUGCUGCGGUCCAAAACGCACACCAGACAUGA
Seriola aureovittata is the source of this 1028-nucleotide messenger RNA. RefSeq names its product adenosine receptor A2a-like. The coding region runs from base 78 to 1028 and encodes 316 amino acids. The transcript has a single exon. Gene Ontology annotation, cellular component: membrane. The record is from RefSeq and is a predicted model, not a curated record. Gene Ontology annotation, biological process: adenylate cyclase-activating G protein-coupled receptor signaling pathway; G protein-coupled adenosine receptor signaling pathway; vasodilation. NCBI's taxonomy places the organism in Eukaryota, Metazoa, Chordata, Actinopteri, Carangiformes, Carangidae. Gene Ontology annotation, molecular function: G protein-coupled adenosine receptor activity.